GGCGCUCAACCGCCCCGGCCCGGGUGGAGGGGAGCUCGGGCAGCAACAGGCGGUCUCCCCGCCAGCCCCAGACCCGCUAGCGAGUUGCGGGAGGGGAGAGCUGAGGUCCCGCGCCAGGUCUUCCAGGGGGACGAACAGCUUCGGAGCCGAGUGCGGGGCCAAAAGCCGCCUUGGUGAUUUGUUGUGGAAAUUUAGAUUUGCAAAAUGAAUAAAGAUGCACAGAUGAGAGCAACUAUAAACCAAAAACUAAUAGAAACAGGAGAACGUGAGCGCCUUAAAGAGUUGCUGAGAGCCAAAUUAAUUGAAUGUGGCUGGAAGGAUCAGUUGAAGGCACACUGUAAAGAGGUAAUCAAAGAAAAAGGGUUAGAGCAUGUUACUGUUGAUGACCUGGUGGCAGAAAUCACUCCUAAAGGCAGAGCCUUGGUACCAGACAGUGUCAAGAAGGAACUCUUGCAAAGAAUAAGAACCUUCCUUGCUCAGCAUGCCAGUCUUUAACUUGGACAUUAAUUUUGAGUACAGUAUUUGCAUUGCUGUAUUAUAUAAAUCAUGCCACAAUUUGAAUGCAUUUUCCAUACUUUAGGACUGAAGUUCAAUGAUUUGUGUAUGAUUUGUUAUCAUUUCAUUACACUGUAUUAAUUUCUUAAACUUCUUGUUAUUUUAAUAAAAAAUGUUUUCAGAAC
This is a messenger RNA of Gavialis gangeticus (Gharial), 680 nucleotides long. It is a transcript of the gene ENY2, whose product is annotated as ENY2, transcription and export complex 2 subunit. Gene Ontology annotation, molecular function: transcription coactivator activity; chromatin binding. The record is from RefSeq and is a predicted model, not a curated record. Gene Ontology annotation, cellular component: DUBm complex; nuclear pore; SAGA complex. The coding region runs from base 205 to 495 and encodes 96 amino acids. Lineage: Eukaryota; Metazoa; Chordata; Crocodylia; Gavialidae. The transcript has 5 exons. Gene Ontology annotation, biological process: poly(A)+ mRNA export from nucleus; regulation of transcription by RNA polymerase II; positive regulation of DNA-templated transcription.